AUGAAGGCGUUAGUGGUGGUGCACGAGGUGCUGCCGGUGGAGGUCAUGCAACACGUGCUGGGCAUGCUCGACGUUCCGGACCUCAUCCGUGCGGAAGUGGUGUGCUCCGCGUGGUGCGGCAUCGCCGAGUCUGCGUGGCACUCUUUCGACAGCGCUUCAGUCGCUCCGCCCCCGCCCCCGCCAACGGCAGCCAAGCGUCUGGCGGUACUCCGCCGCACGGACACCACCAACGAGGCGCGACUCAACCGACUCAUCCGGUGGUGUUGUGCCACGGGGCACGAUCGGGUGCUGCAGGAGCUGCUGGCGACGGAGCGCGACCGUAUCAGUCCUGGCAUGCUCAAUUCAACGGGAACGGCCGGUGGUAAACAGCCCAAGGGCAAGGAGGACAGAAAACAGGUGGGCAUCACGCCCAUGCACCUGGCGGCGUCGUGCGGCAGUGCCGAUGUGAUUCGCCUCCUGAUCCAGGCCGGCGCCGACGUCGACCCACUCUGUGGCAGCGCCAACACGCCCGUGGGGCUGGCCGUCACCAACGGAUUCCUCGACGCUGCCGAGGUAAACUACAUCUUUGCGUGGAUCCGAAACAAGGUUCUGCUGCUACAUGGCGCCAAGGGCAGUGGCGUUGCCGGAUUGGUCAAUCCGCGCCAGAAGAACAGCAAGACCAAGACCAAGCGAGUCAAAGGCCCUCUCUUCUUUCAGGCGGCCGCCGGCGGCCACGUCAAGAUCAUGCAACUCCUGGUCGAGCAAGCGGGGGAGAAGGGACCGGCCCUGCCCGUCUCGGCGGAGAAGAACACGGGCAGGCUGGCCACGCACUUUGCCGCCGAGUACGGCCGCGUCGAGGCCCUGGACUACCUGUUACAGCAAGGCGUUGACAAGGACGCCUUUUGUCGGUCCAAGCGCACGGCUCUCCAUGCAGCAACGGUCAGUGACCAGCCAGCCGCAGUCCGGUUCCUGCUGGACCAGGGCGCCAAGGUCCAUUUCACCUCGGCUGACGUCAGAUCGCGCUUGCCAAUUCCGUCACCGCUGCAUCAGGCUGCAGAAGCGCAUAACGAGGUCCUCGUGCGUCUGUUCCUCGAGUUUGGCGUGGAUAUCAAUCAACGGGAGGAGGGAGGUCGCACCCCGCUUCACGCUGCCAUGGACCACGGUCCGGCAAGCCCGCGCUUCACCCGGCUGUUGCUCGAUCUUGGCGCAGACGCGACUGCCGUCGACGAUCGGGGACAAACCGUGUUCCACUACCUGUUCAAUCAACCGGUGAAGUCGGCGACUGUGGAGGUGUGCCAAUGCCUCAUCGACGCUGGUGCUGAUCCUGUGCUUGGCGAUCCCUUCAGACGACUGAGAUUUUUCGGAUUAGCGCAAGAAGGAAUAGAGGUCAUCCGUCUUCUGAAGCAGCACGGUGUUGAGGUGGAUGGACCCGAUGUUGGUUCACGGCUCCUGUCGACGGCGGCGCAGAAUUCGAAGUUUGUCCUGGAAUUGAUCGACCUCGGAGUUGAGCCAUCAAGCGAUGCGGAAAGGGCACACCUUCUGCGUCUGGCGCUGAAUCGUGUUCGGUGGACGACCAGUCUGGGCCAAGCCGCCAGUUCCGAAGACGACAGGCUCAUCAACCGCCUUCUCGAGCGGGGAAUGCCUCGCUUUAGGACUCCACGGCCAGAUCCUGCUCUGUUUAGUGUGAACCUCAAUAUGGCCAGCUACCUCGAGCUCUUGCCCGAGACGAAGCAGUGGCUCGCAUUCCUCAUCGAAAUGCCGCGCAAGUGGAUUCGCGGCCAACGAACAUCAGGGCAAGUGGCCGAGCUGCUCGAGUUUGUGGAAUCGCUGGGCAUCUCCCUGUCCGGUUUCUGA
Molecule: messenger RNA, 1833 nt
Organism: Acanthamoeba castellanii str. Neff
Lineage: Eukaryota; Discosea; Longamoebia; Acanthamoebidae
Product: Ankyrin repeat and Fbox domain containing protein
Exons: 14
Coding region: 1-1833 (610 amino acids)
Molecular function (GO): protein binding
Source: RefSeq, a predicted model, not a curated record